This is a messenger RNA of Struthio camelus australis, 4806 nucleotides long. The record is from RefSeq and is a predicted model, not a curated record. Lineage: Eukaryota; Metazoa; Chordata; Aves; Struthioniformes; Struthionidae.
AAGAGUUAAUGCAUCAUGCAAACAGCUAAAUAAAGGUUACAAUCUGAGUGGAAUUAUUCAGAGCUCAGGGAGAAAUCUGGCAUUUGCAGUCUGUCACUGGUUUUGAGAAGUCUGGCUCUCUUAGUGUCACUGCCACCCAGAGAUAUGCUGCUUUCUAUGUGACUCUAAAGGAGGGAUCUGCAGGUCUGGACUGUCUUCCUAUAAAAACAGCAAAAACAGGAGUUGUGGGUGGAAGGGAACACGGAAGGGUCAUGUGUGAAAAAUCUGCAGUAUGAUGGCUGACGAACCAAUGUCAGAACAGUGUGUGAUACCUGGUUUCCCUGGAGAGGAGAGCUGCAUGCAGAGUUAUGAAGAGCCGUGUGCCUCUUGAGAUCUACCAGUUAAAUAUUACCGUUCUUGGGCCCUGUUCUGCUUCCCAAAUUCAUCUGAUGUGAUCCUGCUGGAGCUGGAAUUCCUGGUGAACUCCAUGCCUUGGUAAAAGCUGCCACUACGAGGGACGCUAAAAGUCUUCCCUGUGCUCUCAUCCUUUGAGUACUGGACUUCUCUGACUCAUUACUGUUUCAUAUGCCUCUACCAUUGUGAUGCCAUGGUGACAGUCUGUCAUUCAGCAGCGAUUCUGCUGAGGGCUUCCUUUUUUCAUUAAAAUCUCUAGUGCUGGUGGGAAGAGUGGGACUGACAUCCCUUUAGUCUCUCAAAUCCUCGGUGCUCAGAGCAGAUUCACUCGCAUAAACUUUCCCUUCCCCGUUUUUCCUCUCCCCUUUCUGUGAUUGGCAGGUCUGGCCAAGAAGAUACCACAGAGCUGGGAGACUUGUGGCCUUUGCCAUUCUGCUGAGACUGGGGGUUAAUUGAUGCCAAGGGCCUUGGUAGUUUCUGAGCUAAAGUCGCUUGUCCCCUCAAGCAUUGACCAGAGAGCCACUAACUCAUUCCGUACUAGCUCCCAAACAGCCGUUGCAUGGAAACAUCUGCGAUCUUCCCGUGCUUUAUUGGAACUUUUUACUCCGUGAAUACAGGUCACCCUUUUGCACUUAAUCCCAGCCCGCAGCACCAGUCGCUUCCUAUAUAAUCUCCCAGAACAGCUGUGCUGUGAUUGCAUUGUGGAUUAUAAAAUGACCAGUUUCCACAAAACAGCUGCUGGCGGAAGGAUAGCAUUUAAUAAGCGCUGGGUAAGGGGAGUGAGCAAGGGAGGAGGGGAGGAGACAAAAGAAAAGGGUUUUGAAGCAGUUUGGUUUCUUGGAAGAUCAAGAGGUGAUCAAAAUAGAGAAGGCAAAGUCUGAGUCCAAUUUCUGUAGUGCUCCCCUAAAUUAACAGGACUUCAAGGACCUACUGGCAAGAUGGAGCUGCUGAAGGGGUUGCCAUGGCGCCGUGCUUUCCUGGCAGUCAUCCUGAACCUGCUGGCUCUCAGCCUUUCCACCACUGCCUUACUUGGCAGCUACUGGUGUACCGGGACCCAGAAGGUGCCCAAGCCUUUGUGUGGGAAGAGUAAAGCCAGCAAGUGCAUCGGUGUCCCCCUGCCGCCUGACGCGGGUGCUAGCAAUUCUUCAUCCCAGGACGUGGUGCACUACAGCUGGGAGACGGGGGAUGACCGCUUUGCCUUCAGAUACUUCCACACGGGCAUGUGGCUUUCCUGUGAAGAGAGCAUGGAAGGGCCAGAGGAGAAAUGCCGUAGCUUUAUUGAGCUUUCUCCACCAGCAGAGAGAGGAAUCCUGUGGCUGUCACUGGGGUCAGAGAUGCUGUAUAUUAGCCUGCUACUCAUCAGCUUCAUCCUCCUGGUGGUGGAAAUGCUACAUACUGGCAAUCCUGUCUGUGGGUUGAAGCUCAAUGCCUUCGCUGCUGUCUCCUCCGUGCUGUCAGGUCUCCUUGGGAUGGUGGCACAUAUGAUGUACACUCAAGUCUUCCAAGCAACAGUCAGUCUGGGACCAGAGGACUGGAGACCACACUCAUGGGACUACGGCUGGGCUUUCUACAUGGCCUGGGCCUCCUUCACCUGCUGCAUGGCCUCUGCUGUCACUACCCUCAAUACCUAUACCAAGACGGUGCUGGAGUUCAAACGGAUCCACAUCAAGGGCUACAAUGGGAGUUUCGAGGAUCAGCCCCAGCACCACCAGUGCUACAUACAGCAGCAGAUAAGCAGCUACUACCAGCAACGAGACAAGCCACUCCAUUCAGUCUCUGAGGGAGUCGAUUUCUACUCUGAGCUGCAGCAAAAAGUGCUACAGCGGGAACCAGAGGUGGAGCUGGACGAGGUCUUGGGACAGAGAGUCAGGGAGGACCAUUGUUAGAGAUGUGUGCAGGGGCAGAGCAGAGGGGUUUGGGAGGCACAACGGCAGCUGAGCUCUGAAUCAAACACUAGCAAGUUCUUGGAGAGCUCGUUCCUCUAAUGUUCUGGGGGAAGAGAAGGUGGGCACUGGUCCAGUGCCACAGCAGAGCCAACAGUAUCAGGAUGGGUCCACUCUGCUCACAAUUUGAGGGGGUCCUCAGUUGUGAAGAAUGAAACUGGGAGGUGGGGAGUGUGGGAUUGGAUGGGGCAUUUUGUUGGUGCCCGCUGUCUCCAAGCAUUGGCAGACAAGAGCUGAGGGAAGUGUCUCAAUCCCAACAGAACUGCAAUGCUGGAAUAGGUAUAUUCAGUGCAAUCCAGCUGGCAAGUCGCAGUGCUGGGUCUUUUUGGAUGGUGUCACACGGACCUUCCAACAACCUCAGAUCUGCCCUAAAGUGUAGGGUGUGGGUGCCCACAUCGAUUUACUGUAGUCCUAUCAGAACACCCUCUUUAUUCAUUUCCAGACCCAACAUCCUGUUCCCCCCACCCCCAGCUUAAAAAGGCUGCUGGAGUAGGGAUGAGAGGUUGCUUUCAGGCAUCUCUCUCCCCUCCUCUCUCCUAUCUGGAAUGACUCCCACAUGCUCCCUUCUUCUGCCUCUCCUCACCCCCACACCCAUUUCUUAGGCACCUUCUUACCUGUCUUCUACUGUGCUUCCCCACAACCUUUAAGAAUCCUUGUCUGAGCUUUUGCUUUAUUGUUUGCUUCUCUUCACCCCACCCCUUUCUCUCCCAUUGUAAAAAAUCCCAAACAAACCCCAAAUCAAGCAAACCUGGAAGCUCUCAAAGGAGAAACGGGGGUUCAAAUGACACACUGAUGCUGUACACAGUAUUUAUUUGCUCCACUGCAGUUCACAGUUCAAAUAAGUUUUCCCAACAAUAUACAGACAGACUCUUUAUUCACAGUGGGGAUGUGGGGGCAGAAUUCACAUUAUGGGGGAGCUGAAGUCACUGCACUUGAAUAUCAGUUCUCUCAGGAAGAACCUCAGAAGAAUAGCUACUUCAGGUAACUGCCGCCUCACCUUUUCCAGCAAGGUGGUGGCUAAGACAGGAGGGAAGAGGCACUCCUGCUUAGUCCUCCUAUGCUACUGGUCCUCACGCUUUCAGUCUGCAUUAUGCAGCUGUAUUAACUGACUGUAUAUUAUACACACUACCCCUGUCUGGAGGAAAGUCACAGGCCAAGAGCCGUUGCUACAGUAGUGCUAAUAUAUACAAAGCUAUUUACACAAAAAUACCAUUAAACAUAUACAAACUGUUAACAGGCUCUGGCUUUAAGAGGGCCCAAGGGCCAGCCUCAGGGCUUGCAGCUAAUCCUGAAGAGCUACCCUGGAAGCUUUUUACAGAGAUGCAGGGAGGGGGAAGUGAGAAGGUGAUGGUGCAAGGAAAGGUGUAAAGAGCAAACCCAUGGUAGAUCUGCCCAUCUGCAGGGAAGCUCAAAAUCCUGCAAUCCUGCCUCACUACUCACAGGGACGUGCACAGAGUCAGGAAGGGAGUCAUGUCAGCAGGAGGACAGAAGAGCCGUUUGCUAUCCUGACCUCAGCCUGGCUCUGCCUAAUGUAAAAGGUCAGGCCUAGAAAGGCAUAUUGAGAAAGCACUUUCUAGUGUUGCCCUGCAGUAUGGGGAGCCACUGGGGCACCAGAGUGCCUGGUUUAUGUAUGGUCAUGUCUAUUACAAGAAACUUCAUGUAGAUGCUCUGCAAGUACAACACAGGAAACUGACAGCACACUAAGAGGCACAGUUCAAAGCACAAAACAUAUCAAGAGCAAACAUGCCCUGAGGGUAGUCUGUUCCUGCUGGAACUGCACACCGGGCCAGGCUGGUAGGGGAAUGAUAGUUAAGCCCACUAUAGUGUGCCCACUUACUAUAGUAAGCCCACUAUUCCAGUGCUAGUCUGUGCAGUGUUGUUCCUCACUGUUACAGCAGGGAAUCCCUCAGGCUGGUAUAACUUUGGGAUCAAAACGUACAGGAAAGUUUUCCAGCUCUGCCUCUUUGUUUGAGCCUCCAUACCCUGAAGCAGUGGUGUGAGAAGAAACAGCCUUUCUGUGCCUGGAUCUAGUGUGAUUUUUUAAGUGCGACACUCACUAGCUGGGAUCUGCUGGGAAUCUAGCAGAAAAGGGCUACGGUGCAUUGCAAAGGGGGACUCAGCCCACUGGGCUGCAGUGGGAGAGAGGCAGUGUGAUGUUACACUGACACUCUGGGCUCAUAAAAAGCUUAGGGGUGGAAGAAGAGGAGAUAGAAAUGAGAUGUGAACCUUUGCUUCUACAUCACCCACAUGAACGUGUCUUGAACUUGGGACUGGGAAGAGAAAUACACAAGUGCAAGGCCUGGGAAAUGGUGUGGUGACCUUCUUUCCUAGAUCAGAUAACUCAGCCAGAGAGCUAGCUAGUUUGUGAAUUUGGGAACAGAAUGGAGAAGAGGGAUGAGCGCUCAGAAGAGGCUGUGGACAAGAUGAGCCCUGCAGCGGCCAGGUAGAGGCUUCUCUCAAACAAUAUAAA